Molecule: messenger RNA, 1500 nt
Organism: Rotaria sp. Silwood1
Lineage: Eukaryota; Metazoa; Rotifera; Eurotatoria; Philodinida; Philodinidae
Source: the annotation of a GenBank genome assembly
AUGAAAAAGUCAACAUUCUAUUUUAUAUGCGAACAUAUUCAUCCUCAUCAAGUACAAUCUCUUUUUCUUUCUGAUGAUGAACAUACUCCGGGUCAAAUUAAACUCUUCAUGUCUCUUUUACCACUUAUUAAAUUUAAUAAUCUUCAAUAUAUAAGUAUUAAUCAAGUUCAUGAUGCUGAUUUACUUUUCAUGAUGCUAUCACAUCUUGAAAAUCAUAUUCAAAUCCAAUCUCUAUCAAUAAAUGGUUAUCCAAUUCAAGUAAAUAAAAGAAAAUCUCGUUCUAUUACUGAGAUAUUGACAACUUUACCUUCUUUGGAACAUUUGACAUUCAUAGACAGUUCACAGUUAAUUACUCUUCAACAACCAUUAUCUAAACUUACUCAUUUAACUAUUCAUUCUUGCACAUUUAACGAUUUACGAAUGAUUUUUCAUUGGGUUCCGAAUCUAUUUUAUCUUCAGAUAUCAAUACCAUUCGGACACCAUAUGGUAACAUUUGAUUAUAUUCCAUUGCAUUUAAGUUUUCUAAUAAUCGAAUCAAAAAGUUGGACAUUAUUUAAUGAAUUCGAAAAUCUUUUUUCACUUACUCCAUCACUCAAAAGUCUUGUACUAACAAUAACAGGCGAACAAGAUCUACUUGAUGGUAGACGAUGGAAGACAUUAAUUAAAACAAAAUUACCACAUCUAACAAAAUUUGCAUUGAAUAUAACACCAGAGGAGAAUAACAUGACUGGUGACAAUGUACUUAUACCCUUUCAAGAUUCAUUUUGGACAAUUGAAAAACGCUGGCAUAUGGCUUGUUUGAUCUCGACUACAACAUCAUCAUGCGCAAGAUUAUUCUCUGUACCUCAUUUCUCUUCAACUGAUGUUUGGUAUCCACCAGGUGAAGGCUUUUUUAACUACUCAUUAACGCCUUAUUCAUUCAAUGAGAAUUGCACAGAAUUGCGAUUGAUUGAUUUUCCUUCAGAGGAUCUCAUUCCAACACCAUUCAAACAUAUCCGAACCUUAUGGCUAGAAAGUAGCAUUGAUACCAUAGAUCAAUUACAAAAAUUUAUCAAUUUGUUAUCUGUCAAUCAUCUAAAAAUUGGAGGGUGUGUACGACGCAUACCGUUGAACGAUCUUUUUCAAGCAGCACCAAACAUUUAUCAACUAACUAUGUGUGGUAAAACAUUGGUACAAAUUAUCAAUUCACUUCCAGAUAGUCAAAAUGUAUUUGAACAAAUAAAAAAUUUAAAUAUGAAACAAACUGUACAUAGUAUGGAUAUUGAUCAAAUCUGUCAAUCAUUUCCAAAACUAGAACAUAUUUCUUUGUCCGUCAAGAAUCAAGAUGAUAUUUUUCGAAUCUUUAAUGAACUUCAUUAUCUAAACAGCAUAGCUGCCCAUUGGACUUGUCCUUUCAAAACGCCUCUGUCAGUAAUAGAUGAGUAUUUACAACAGAAUAACAUCUGUACUGAUGGAACGUAUUCAUUUCAUGUAUCUUCACUUCAUGUAUGGAUGGAUUAA